Molecule: messenger RNA, 1867 nt
Organism: Phragmites australis (common reed)
Lineage: Eukaryota; Viridiplantae; Streptophyta; Magnoliopsida; Poales; Poaceae
Exons: 8
Coding region: 96-1535 (479 amino acids)
Source: RefSeq, a predicted model, not a curated record
AAACCAGGCGGGCGACGCUUCAUUCCCCAAUUUUUGUUUGUUCUCCUCACCGCUGCGCUGCGCUGCACGCGAGAAAUCCGACCCCAUUCGCGCCCAUGGCUCCCACACUUCCCGCCAAAAGCCGCAAGCAGGCGCCUUCGUCGCCCCGCUGCGAGGAGACGAAAGCGCCGCCGACAGGAAGCAGCGCGUCGGAUCCCGCCGCGCCCGACGGUCACCUCGACAGGAAGCAGCGCGUCGGCGCGAAGGAGCUCGGCGAGAAGAAGCGCAGCCUCAAGCGCCGCUAUGACCGCGACGCCAAGAAGGCUGCGCCGCCCGCCGGCGACCACGAGCGCCGCCUCUACUUCUCUAGGGACGUCUGGGGCGGCCACUCCCCGCCGAAACCACAAAUCCGGGAUCGUGCCGCGGAAGAGAAGAGCGCUGGCGUGCUUACCAGCAACGAUGCCGCCCAAGCGAAGAGCGCCGGCGACCUGCCACCAACCGCCGAAGCGAAAAACGCCGGCGAGCAAACAGGCAAGGACGCGCUGGCGCCCAAAGCCAGGACUUUGGCUGAGAUGCACGAGCUGUAUCCUUGCCUUGUUGAUGAGGCCAUGGUCCUUGUCGAUCCGGCGGACCUGGGGAGGGUGCUCCCCAGCAUUGGCGACUGCGAGGCCCAGGCGCUGGACAAAAACAUCAAGAAGAUGAGGAUGCAGCUCACCAAGGCCAUCACGGAAUCGGCAAGGAUGAAAAAUAUGGAAAUGCGUACAGCACCUCUGUGUGCAUCCACUAAGCUUCAACCAGAAAAGUUAAGAGCAGAAAAUGAGAAUAAUCUUUUGUUUGACCGUUUGGACAAAACUGAUGAUAUGGAUAUUUGUGCUCAAGGGCGAUUGGCACGAGUUGAACAUGAAAUAGUGGAAUUGAGACAAAUUGUGAUAGCUUCUCAGUCUCAGGCAAAGAUAGAAAGCAAUCCGCGCUAUGAUAAUUCAUCAGUGAAGGGUAUAAGAUGUGAAUCUACAGGGAGUGGUCUUCAGUCGAUUGUAGCUGAAAAUCAGAUUCCAUGCAAUAUACUACAAAAGAAGAUGGCAGCACCAAAUAGCCUGUCUCAUACAAAGGACGAGGAGGUUACCUCUAAGUAUUAUUGUGCCCUUCCCCGCAAUGUUCUCUGCAAUAAUAAACUGCAAGGUAUGUUGCCACCAAAAAGGAAGUUUCAUGGUAGGAGGAGGAAGAUUGAUGCUGAAAGUCAGACUCCAUGCAAUGCGGGUGGCAAAGAGGUUGUUUUGCUUUCAAUAGUAAGGCCACAUACUCCUGUAGCCAAGGCUAUUCUUCAAACAAGCUCUCAGUCUGCAAUAGUGGGGGGCACACGACUUGGGACCCAAUGUUGUAUGGUGUUUGUGAGUGAUGUGUUGCAAGGAGAUGCUCCACUGUUACGCCCAUAUGGGAACAUGAAGAAGAUGUUCGACGCACUUAAAUGUUCCAUUGCGUGGCCACGUGAACAGAUCCGAGAUAAUACCAUUGCUUCCAGGGAAACACCUGUCCAAUCAUCUCAUCAUGGUCAGUGACAAAGCGCCUUUUGCAACUGAGAUGGCAUUGUGUUGGUCUGCACAUAACAGUGGAUGUGAAUAGUGACAUAUUAUGUUUUUGACCUUCAAAUAGGGUAGACACCUUUGGUAUGAUUGUACUAAGCAACUAGGUGCGACAGUUUAUCAUAUGAUACAAUGUGGUGUGAGAUCACUUAGUUUAAAAGAUCAGAUUAUAAUUUCAAACAUGCAUAGACGAAGCCUGACUGUUGUUUGAUAGCCGUAUCUUCCCCUGAUUCAUUUUUGGAUUGUAUUCAUUGCGAAGAUUACCAAGUCUGGUGCCCAGACAGCCCCACCGAAACCCUGCGAGUAAU